This is a messenger RNA of Sceloporus undulatus (fence lizard), 5683 nucleotides long. It is a transcript of the gene RALGAPB, whose product is annotated as Ral GTPase activating protein non-catalytic subunit beta. The record is from RefSeq and is a predicted model, not a curated record. Gene Ontology annotation, biological process: activation of GTPase activity; regulation of small GTPase mediated signal transduction. The transcript is spliced from 31 exons. Lineage: Eukaryota; Metazoa; Chordata; Lepidosauria; Squamata; Phrynosomatidae. The coding region runs from base 2 to 4645 and encodes 1547 amino acids. Gene Ontology annotation, molecular function: GTPase activator activity.
GAUGGCAGGCAAGCAGCCAUCGCGAGGGCAGGAAGCAGCGGAGGGAGAGCGGGCGUCUGCUGCGCUCGGCCGGGCGGACCCCGCGGCGUUUGGCUACAGUCUACUCUACAGAGACAUUAUGUACUCAGAGUGGAGGUCCCUACACCUUGUAAUUCAAAAUGAUAAGGGCCAUACCAGUGUACUUCACAGCUAUCCUGAGAACGUGGGGAGGGAGGUGGCAAACGCAGUGGUUCGCCCCCUUGGCCAAGUCUUGAAUGCUCCAUCAGCUGUUGGAAAUGAGAGUUCAUUGAAAACAGACAAAGAAGUAAAAUGGACCAUGGAAGUGGUUUGUUAUGGACUCACUCUUCCUAUAGACGGUGAGACUGUGAAGCACUGUGUUGAUGUAUAUACAGACUGGAUUAUGGCUCUCGUUUUACCCAAGGACACCAUUCCUCUACCUGUUAUUAAAGAACCAAAUCUUUAUGUUCAGAGCAUUCUCAAACAUCUACAAAAUCUUUUUGUACCAAGACAGGAUCAAUCUUCCAGUCAAAUUAAAUUGUGUUUGCAAGUUUUGAGAGCUGUCCAGAAAUUGGCUCGUGAGUCGACUACUAUGGCUAGAGAAACAUGGGAAGUAUUAUUAUUGUUUCUACUGCAAAUUAAUGAUUCCUUACUGGCAGCUCCAACAGUGCAAGGUGGUAUUGCUGAGAAUCUGGCUGAGAAGUUGAUUGGUGUGUUGUUUGAAGUUUGGCUACUAGCUUGUUCCCGGUGCUUCCCCACACCACCUUACUGGAAAACUGCCAAAGAGAUGGUUGCAAACUGGAGGCAUCAUUCUGCAGUAGUGGAGCAAUGGAGCAAAGUAAUCUGUGCCCUUACUGCUAGAUUGUUACGUUUUACAUAUGGACCGUCAUUUCCACCUUUUAAAAUUCCUGAUGAAGAUGGAAGUCUGAUACCUCCUGAAAUGGAUAAUGAGUGUGUUGCUCAAACCUGGUUUCGCUUUUUACAUAUGUUAAGUAAUCCUGUGGAUUUGAGUAAUCCAGCAAUUAUAAGCUCUACCCCCAAAUUUCAGGAACAGUUUCUAAAUGUGAGUGGAAUGUCUCAGGAAUUGAAUCAGUAUCCCUGCCUUAAACAUCUGCCUCAAAUAUUCUUUCGUGCUAUGCGUGGUAUCAGCUGCUUAGUGGACGCAUUUCUAGGUAUUUCAAGACCUCGAGCAGAUAGUGCUCCACCUACACCAGUAAACAGACUGAGCAUGCCACAGACUACUGCUGUCAACACAACACCUCCUCACAACCGAAGACAUCGUGCUGUAACUGUGAAUAAGGGAACAAUGAAAAACAGCACAGCUACCACUGCUCAUACUUCCAAAGUUCAACACCAGCCAUCCUCUACUUCUCCACUGUCUAGUCCAAACCAGACCAGUUCUGAGCCUAGACCUCUCCCAGCUCCCCACAGGCCAAAGGUUAACAGUAUCUUGAACCUUUUUGGAUCAUGGCUAUUUGAUGCAGCAUUUGUUCAUUGUAAGCUUCAUAAUGGACUAAACAGAGACAGCAGUAUGACUGCAUCUUUUAUCCAAAUUCUUCUUUCUUAUAAAUCUUCUAUAGCAACACAAGCUAGUGUGGAAUUUCGCCGGAAAGGAUCACAAAUGUCAGCAGACACUAUGGCUUCCAAUCCCAUGUUCGAUGCAGGCGAAUUUUCAGACAACUAUGAAUCAGGCAGAGCAGAGGCCUGUGGAACACUUUGUAGAAUAUUUUGUAGCAAGAAGACUGGGGAAGAUAUAUUGCCAGCCUACUUAUCCCGAUUUUACAUGCUUUUAAUUCAGGGUUUGCAGAUAGCAGAUUCCAUUUGCCACCCGGUUCUGGCUAGUAUUAUUCUGAACUCUCCUGCAUUGUUCUGCUGUGACCUGAAAGGGAUUGAUGUCUUAGUUCCUUAUUUCAUUUCAGCACUCGAAACUAUUUUGCCUGACAGGGAACUCUCGAAGUUUAAAACAUAUGUAAAUCCCACAGAACUAAGAAGGGCCUCUAUCAAUAUUUUACUUUCCCUGUUGCCACUUCCCCAUCAUUUUGGAACAAUAAAAUCAGAGGUUGUUCUGGAAGGAAAAUUCAGCAAUGACGACAGUUCAUCAUAUGAUAAACCAGUAACUUUCCUUUCUUUGAAGCUGAGGCUUGUGAAUAUACUAAUAGGAGCACUGCAGACAGAAACAGAUCCCAACAACACUCAGAUGAUACUAGGUGCAAUGUUGAACAUUGUGCAAGACUCAGCACUUCUAGAAGCCACUGGUUGCCAGAUGGAGACAAAUGGAGGUGAGAAUACUGUUUCAAAAAGCCACAGCCGCACAAACAGUGGCAUUAGUACGGCAAGUGGAGGAAGCACAGAGCCAACUACUCCUGACAGUGAAAGACCAGCACAAGCUCUCCUAAGGGAUUAUGCUCUUCAUACAGAUACAGCAGCUGGACUCCUGAUUCGCAGCAUUCAUUUGGUAACACAAAGGCUCAACGCACAAUGGAGACAGGAAAUGAGCAUCUCACUGGCUGCAUUAGAACUUCUUUCUGGUUUGGCAAAGGUGAAGGUUGGUGUUGAUUCUUCAGACAGAAAGAGAGCAAUUAGUUCUGUCUGCUCUUACAUCGUGUACCAGUGUAGCCGUCCAGCCCCUCUCCAUUCCAGAGAUCUUCACUCCAUGAUAGUGGCAGCAUUUCAAUGUCUCUGUGUCUGGCUUACUGAACAUCCAGACAUGCUUGAUGAAAAGGACUGUUUAAAAGAAGUGUUGGAGAUUGUGGAACUGGGCAUCUCAGGAAGUAAAUCCAGAAGUAGUGAACAAGAGAUCAAGUACAAAGGUGACAAGGAGCCAAAUCCUGCUUCUAUGAGGGUGAAGGAUGCAGCUGAAGCUACCCUCACAUGCAUCAUGCAAAUACUUGGAGCUUUUCCUUCACCCAGUGGUCCUGCCUCCCCUUGCAGCUUAGUGAAUGAGAUCACUUUAAUUAAAUAUUCCCGUCUGCCUUCUAUAAACAAAUACAGUUUCCGCUACUUUGUCCUGGACAACAGUGUCAUCCUUGCAAUGUUGGAGCAGCCUCUUGGGAAUGAGCAAAAUGAUUUUUUCCCUUCAGUCACAAUUCUGAUUCGUGGGAUGUCUGGAAGGCAUGCAUGGGCCCAGCAACUUUGCCUUUUGCCAAGAGGAGCCAAAGCAAAUCAAAAGAUGUUUGUUCCAGAGCCUCGCCCUGCACCUAAAAAUGAUGUUGGUCUCAAAUAUAGUGUGAAGCACCGUCCAUUUCCAGAGGAAGUAGACAAGAUUCCUUUCGUGAAAGCAGACCUAAGCAUCCCAGACUUGCAUGAAAUAGUUACUGAGGAACUGGAGGAGCGGCAUGAGAAACUGAGAAAUGGUAUGGAUCAGCAAGUUCUUUAUGAGAAGUCUAUAGAUCAGCAGAUGGAAGAAGACUGGAGAAAGAAGAAUUUUCCUGAUCCAGUCACGGACUGUAAGCCACCAUCUCCUGCACAGGAGUUUCAGACAGCCCGCCUCUUCCUCUCUCACUUUGGAUUUCUGUCACUAGAAGCACUGAAGGAACCUGCUAACAGCAGACUACCUCCUCACCUGAUUGCACUUGAUUCUUCUCUGCCUGGGUUUUUUGAUGAUAUUGGUUACUUGGAUUUGUUACCAUGUCGUCCUUUUGAUACUGUUUUCAUAUUCUACAUGAAGGCAGGCCAAAAAACAAGCCAAGAAAUUUUGAAGAAUGUAGAGUCUUCCAGAAAUGUUCAGCCACACUUCCUAGAGUUCUUGCUCUCUCUUGGCUGGUCAGUUGAUGUGGGAAAACAUCCUGGUUGGACAGGGCAUGUUUCAACUAGCUGGUCCAUUAACAGCUUCUGUGAUGAUGAGGGAUCAGAGCAAGAUGAAAUAAUCUCUUCAGAAGACAUUGGAGCAAGUAUUUUCAAUGGGCAGAAGAAAGCACUAUAUUAUGCAGAUGCUCUUACAGAAAUAGCUUUUGUUGUUCCCUCACCUGUAGAGUCCUUAACAGACUCACUGGAAAGCAAUGUCUCAGACCAGGAAAGUGACACCAGUAUGGAUCUCCUACCUGGAAUACUAAAACAGCCGGCACUGACACUUGAGCUCUUCCCCAAUCAUACAGACAAUCUCAGCUCUUCUCAGAGGCUCAGUCCAACUUCCAAAUCAAAGAAGUUGCCACAGGGUCGUGCUGUUCCCCCACUGGGACCUGAAACCAAGGUGUAUGUGGUUUGGGUUGAGCGUUAUGAUGAUAUAGAGAACUUCCCGCUGUCUGACUUGGUUUCAGAGACAAGUACUGGAGUAGAAACUACAACAAAUAGCAGCACUUCAUUAAGGUCCACUACUCCUGAAAAAGAAGUUCCAGUGGUUUUCAUCCAUCCUCUAAACACUGGAUUAUUCAGGGUAAAAGUGCAAGGAGCUACUGGAAAAUUCAGCAUGGUCAUCCCACUGGUGGAUGGGAUGAUAGUUAGUAGGAGAGCUUUAGGCUUCUUAGUGAGACAAACAGUAAUAAAUAUUUGUCGAAGAAAAAGGCUGGAAAGUGAUUCAUACAAUCCCCCUCAUGUCCGUCGAAAACAGAAAAUAGCUGACAUUGUCAAUAAAUACAGGAACAAACAGCUGGAGCCAGAGUUUUAUACUUCUCUUUUCCAGGAGGUUGGACUCAACAAUUGCAAUCCUUAAACAACAUGUACCCUAAACAAUUAGAUCAGAACUUGGUUUCUACAGUAAUGAAAAAAAUACCUUCCUUAUCUUGGAACUCCUGUAUAAAGUUACCACAACCUGAGCAUGACUUCUGCUUCUGUUGCAAGGGAGCAAUGAGGACACACUCUAGCCUCCUGCCCAGCAACCUUUUUGAGUACACCUUCAUGCCAUCACUGCUGCAGAUACAAGCUUUUGGCACCAUUUUUUAUUUAGUAAGAAAUGAUCAAGGGAAUAUGCGGUGGAGAGAGGGAAUGAACUACACAUCUCAGUGUUUCCCCCCAAAAUACCUGAUUCUGACCAGAGAAUUAACACCUGAAGUUCUGUACCUGGUGUCUAGAAAACUCAGAAGCAAAUUAUUCAAAUCUCAUGAAACAAAUAUAUUGUGUGAAUGUCUGUCUAGCUUUCUUUCCCAUUUGUAAACAAGUCUGAUACCAUUUUGUUUAGUCUUAAGCCAGUGGCUUCCAUUUGGCUCUUGUUUCUCUUUGUCUCCAGGCCCAAGAUGUGUGUCCAAUGAGACUUCAGCUCAAAGUUGGUUUACCUUUGUAGGAUUCUGCCACGCUCUAUCUGCUGCUGCUGGUCUGCCAAGAGUAAAUACCCCGAGCUGUUGGUAGAGGAGGCAGGAGAGCAGAGGUUUAUCUUGCAUUACUUGCCAUGUAGUGAUGUCCCAUCUAUCCACUCAUUUUAGAGAAAGGAGCAGAACAUUUAUAAAUUGGGUGUGGUGGAAUAUGUCCCAUCUUUUCAUGUAAUGAUGACAGUCCAGUUGCAGAAAGAACCACUAUGAAAACUGAAUAAAAGGUAUUUAAGAUGCAAAAUUCUUUAAACUCCCUUACUGGUCCCACAUUUCAUCCAUUUAUUCUAAAGAGGUAAAAAUCUAAUUUGAAUACAAGACUUGGCAGACCAUGGUUUAGCUAAGAUCAGUGGAUGGGAAGAACUGUGCAAGCAGAUGGCAGGACAUGAAGUUUGUACUUGAAAUUAUCUGCUAAGUUUAUGCCCUGUCAAUGAAAUAGUUUUAUUCUU